GCUGGCCACACCCCCGCGGUGGGAGGUCCCCGCGCUGGUGGCUGCGGGAGGCCUACGGCUAGCCGGGUUCCCAUUGGGCCCUGACCGGGACUUGCCACGCCCCCACUGUGCUCGGAUUGGCUUGGGCUCGGGCCCGCCCGCCCACAGCCGCCAUGGCGUCUCAACUCCGGCUUUGCUCCGCGCUGGCCUUGGUCACAGGUGCGGGUAGCGGCAUCGGCCGGGCCAUCAGCGUGCGCCUGGCGGCAGAGGGCGCCGCCGUGGCCGCCUGCGACCUGGACGAGGCAGCGGCCCAGGACACCGUGCGGCUGCUGAGCGGCCCGGGGAGCGAGGACGGGGCGCCGCGCGGGAAGCACGCUGCCUUCCAGGCGGACGUGUCGCAGGCCCCCGCAGCCGGGCGCCUGCUGCAGCAAGUGCAGGCCUGCUUCGCUCGCCCGCCAUCUGUCGUCGUGUCCUGUGCGGGCAUCACACGCGAUGAGUUUCUGCUCCACAUGUCAGAAGACGACUGGGACAGAGUCAUAGCCGUCAACCUCAAGGGCACUUUCCUAGUCACUCAGGCUGCAGCCCAGGCUUUGGUGUCCAGCGGCUGUCGCGGCUCCAUCAUCAACAUCAGUAGCAUCAUUGGCAAGGUGGGGAAUAUUGGACAAACAAAUUAUGCGUCCUCCAAAGCAGGAGUGAUUGGGCUCACCCAGACCGCAGCCCGGGAGCUUGGACGACAUGGCAUCCGAUGUAACUCAGUCCUCCCGGGGUUCAUUGCAACGCCCAUGACCCGGAAAAUGCCAGAGAAGGUGAAGGACAAGGUGACUGCAAUGAUCCCGCUGGGGCACAUGGGGGACCCUGAGGAUGUGGCAGAUGUGGUUGCGUUCUUGGCGUCCGAAGACAGUGGCUACAUCACAGGGGCCUCCGUGGAAGUCACCGGAGGUCUUUUCAUGUAACAGCCUCGAGGAAGCUGGACUCGGCUGACCCCCCCACCGCUGCCCGGCCUCCUGCUGAUGGGGACGCUAAGUUCCCAGGCUACAAAAGGGAUGGCAGUGUGUGGCUCAGGCACGCUGAAUAUGGGAGGCCGGGGUGCUUGUGACCCUAAUAAAUUCCAAAUCCUCUUCCCUGCCA
Messenger RNA from Psammomys obesus (fat sand rat), 1107 nucleotides. RefSeq names its product hydroxysteroid 17-beta dehydrogenase 8 (gene Hsd17b8). NCBI's taxonomy places the organism in Eukaryota, Metazoa, Chordata, Mammalia, Rodentia, Muridae. The record is from RefSeq and is a predicted model, not a curated record. Gene Ontology annotation, biological process: estrogen biosynthetic process. The transcript is spliced from 9 exons. Bases 153 to 932 code for a protein of 259 amino acids. Gene Ontology annotation, molecular function: estradiol 17-beta-dehydrogenase [NAD(P)+] activity.